AUGUUCGGAAAGAUGGUUUUCCUCGCCGCUAUCGCUGUAGCAGUAGCCAAGCCCAGUGUAUCCGUGGCUGCCCCACUGGUUGCUGCAGCUGCUCCCCUAGUUGCCGCCCCAGCUCCGUACGUAACUGCCUCAAGCUCUCAAUACAUCUCCAGAAACUACAAUGGAGUAGUGGCCGCGCCUUUGGUCGCCGCUCCCUACUCAGUGGCAGCUCCCUACUAUGCUCCAACGGCUAAGAUCGUGGCACCCGCUGCAUCAUACGUGGCUGCUGCAGCGCCUUAUGUAGCUGCUUCUCCAUACGUAGCGGCUUCUCCUUACGUAGCUGCUGCAUCUUCUUAUUUCGCCUCUGCACCCAUCGUCGCUCUUAAA
Brenthis ino (lesser marbled fritillary) is the source of this 366-nucleotide messenger RNA. Lineage: Eukaryota; Metazoa; Arthropoda; Insecta; Lepidoptera; Nymphalidae. The record is from the annotation of a GenBank genome assembly.